Messenger RNA from Fulvia fulva, 570 nucleotides. Its product is annotated as U1 small nuclear ribonucleoprotein. Gene Ontology annotation, cellular component: U1 snRNP. The record is from RefSeq and is a predicted model, not a curated record. Gene Ontology annotation, biological process: mRNA splicing, via spliceosome. Gene Ontology annotation, molecular function: U1 snRNA binding. NCBI's taxonomy places the organism in Eukaryota, Fungi, Ascomycota, Dothideomycetes, Mycosphaerellales, Mycosphaerellaceae. The transcript is spliced from 2 exons. The coding region runs from base 1 to 570 and encodes 189 amino acids.
AUGAAAGCCAAGGGACAGGCCUUCAUUGUCUUCUCCAGCGCCGAAGAGGCCGAGAUCGCACUCGACUCCCUGCAAGGCUUCGAGAUCUUCGAGCGGCCUAUGAACGUGCAGUAUGCGAAGACGAGGAGUGAUGCGACAGUGCAGAAAGAGGAGGGCGAGGCAGGACUGGAACAGCACAAGAAGCAGAGAAUUGCGGAGAAGGAACGCAAGCAAGCCAUCGAAGCCGCGGAAGCACAAGCCAAGCCAGCGAAACGCGCCGCAGCAGAGUCGCUCGCCGAGCGGCCUGCAAAGACUACGAAGCCUGGCCCAGGCGGCGCGAACCAGGACGAGUACCUUCCACCCAACAAGAUUCUGCUGCUUCGCGAGCUGCCAGAAGACUAUGGCAAGGAGGCUCUCACAGCUGUCUUCCAACGCUUCCCUGGCUUCAAGGAAGUGCGUGUUGUGCCUGGUCGCAAGGGUUUGGCUUUCGCCGAGUACGAGGACGAGACUGGUGCUAUCGCUGCGAGGGAGGCCAUGAAUGGCGUGACGCUGGGAGAGAAGAAUAUUCGUGUCACUUUCCAGAGGCAGUGA